UGGAGAGAAACCAUACUCUACACAGAUUUUCAACUUUAAUUCAAAGGGUUUAACAAACAUUUUACAUGAACUGUUUAAGAAUUACAGCCAUCUGACGUCAUCACGAUUAGUCUUGAGAAGGUAAGUGCAUCAUUCUCAGUGUCUACAAUCAAGGCAGACCUUCGUGAAUACAAAUACAGAGGAUUUACAAGAUGAUGCAAACCACUUGGUUACACUCAAGGGCAAGAGGGACAGACUUUACCAGAAGACAUUUAAAAAAAACUUGCACAGUUCUGGAAAAAAUAAGUUAUUUUAAAAAUGAACCAAGAUUAACUUGUACCAGAAUGAUGGGGAAAGAAAAAUAUGGAAAUGGAAAGGUUACGAAAAGCAUUAUUAUGCCAUGGACAUGGCUGCCAAUUGAACCGAGUAACUAGUGUUUAUUGAUUGAAGUAGACUGCUUAUAAAAGUAGUAUUAUGAAGUGUACUGAAGUACUCUGAAGUGUACAGGGCUAUACUUACUGCUGGAUACAACUAAAUGCUUCAAAACUGAUCAGACAACACUGGAUAAUGAGCCAAAGGAAACUGCAAAAGAAACCCAAGAGUUUCUGAAGACAAAGAAAUGGGAUAUACUUCACUGAGCAAGUCAGUCACUUGAUCCGGACCCAGUAGAGCAUGCUUUUCAGUUGUUAAAUAUAAAACUGAAGGCAGAAAGAGCCACAAACAAGUAGCAACUGAUGGCAGCUUCAGUAAAGACCUGGCAGAACAUCUCAAAGGCGGAAACACAGCAUUUUGGGUGUAUCCAUGUGUUCUAGGAUUCGGGCAGUCAUUGAUUGCAAAUGAUUUUCAUCCAAAUAUUAAAACAAAUCUUCUUGGUUUGUCCAUUUACUUUUGCACGUCUAAAAAUGGGGGACUAAAUAUAUGUAUAUAUGAAAAUGGUUUUAAUUCCUUAACAGUUAAUGUAAUACUUUUGUUAAACGUAUUGAAUCAAAGCUGAAAAUCUGAAUCUUAAUUGUUUAAUUUAAAAUUCAUCAUGGUGGUGUACAGAGGCAAAAUCAUAAAAGUGGCAUCUUUGUCCAAAAAGCUUUGGACCUAACUUUGGAUUACUAUAGUAUAAUGUAGUAUAGCGUGACAUAGUACCAUGUUUUAUAGUGUCAUAUCAUAUUAUAUUGCAGUAUACCAUAUAAUAUAGUGAUAUUGUUCCGUCCCAAACUUCCUAAGUUCACCUUAUUAUUUCUUAAAUUGUAUUUAUUUAGUUGAUUUUGUGGAAUUAGGGCAGUUUCUUGAAUUAAGUUCUCAUAAAUCAGGUGUUUAAAAGACAGUUAAAUAAAUAAUAGCAUCAGUUUUUUAUCUAUUGGGUUCAAUCGUGAUAAUCUCAGCUUGGAUCCUGUUAAGUGUAAUUGUGAUUUUUGCCAUCAAGCAGCCAUAAAAUGUAGUAUAGUAUAGUGUUGUACUGUGGUAGCACAUGGUAAUAUAAAAUGUAACAAUAUAGUUGACAAAGAAUCCUCAGUAUAUAAAAUGAUAAAGUAAUAAACUGUUUUGGAAAAUAAUAAGAUAAAUGGAACAGUCAUCCAAGAAUCUGAGUAAAGUAGAAAAUGUUGAUAUAAAAAAAUCCAAGCUUAACCCUGUUUUAAUGUGCAUACUCUCUACUUAUAUUCUACAUCUACAUCAUCUAAUAUUUUUCUUAUUUGUUAUUACAUGUUAUUACAUGUUAUAUUUAUAGAUAAAUUACAUCCCAUUACACUAUCUCACUCUAUUGUACUACCCUGCUACAUUCGGCUCUGCUUGUUCUUCCACCUUCCACUGCUUUUUGUUAUAGUGCGGACUCUAAAGUCUCUUAUUUGUCUGCACUGAGAUUUAAAAAGAUCAUAUUUAGUGAAAUCCAGCUUGCCUGCUCCUACGUGCAUUUUGAAUGAGGCUAGUAGUGAUAUUUGCGUAUAACAGAAGCACCUCCUCCCUCCCAUUGGACAAUGUGUACGGGAGGGCGUGGCAAGGAAAGAUGAGAGUUGCAAAUCCAUGCCCUUACUGGGAAGACAUGGAGCGCUAUGGACACAGUCUACACGAAUCUGAUAGGAAUCUCAACUAAAGGCAUCACUAUUUCUCCAGUUUGGAAACAAACGAUUUGAGAGACCGAGAGCAAAGAAAGGGUGGCCCGACUGAGGAUGGAGUGUGCAUUUGAAGCACAGAAUCUGAUCUCCAUUUCUUUGAGGAAAAUCCAAAGCUCCAGGACGCAGAGAGGAGGCAUCAAGCUCCACAAGAACUUACUGGUAACGUACGUACUGAGAAACGCCAGGCAGUUCUACAUGAGCAAAAACUUGUCGCAGAUGCAGAGGACGAAUCCGUACGAGGAUGUAACCGUAGUCCGAGAAAGGCAAGAAUACCUCGAAUGGACGGGGAGCUUCACGGAGUUGGCUGAUGACUUCUACUGCAACUUUACUGGGGUUGAGUCGGACACUUGGCACUGCGGAGCGCACCAGCCCAACGGUCAGCCUGCAGAGGUGGCGCACCAAGGCGCAUCUGCCUGCGCAAUGGAUUCACCGAGUGACUCUGACCUCAUGGUUUCGGACGCCUGUUGGAGCUGUGCGGACAAAUCCUCCUGGGAGUUAUCUAUCCCGAACACGCAAGCCAACCAAAAGACUGUCCUGGACUUGGACACCCAUGUGGUGACUACUGUCACGAACGGAUACUUCCACACAGACUGUUGCGCGCAGCCCAAACAGCCGCAGGGCGCGCAGUGCUACACAAAAAAGCGAAAGAUUGACAUAAGUUAUCAUAUCGUUGAUCCAGAGUUUUAUUUGCCAGACUUUGCGCCAGUGCCGUGUAAAAGAAUGAGGAGUGAUGAUGAUUCACAUUCAGACUCUGACCAGUUGGACAGCACAAAUAUCUCUAACCUGAUCUCGGUGCUGGGCUCAGGUGGGCUAUCUGAGUUUGUGAGUUGGCAGCAAACGGACCUUGAGCAAAUAUUCGCCACUCAAACAAUUUGUUUAAAACACACGCUGUUAACAGGCAGCGGCUGGACCAGAGCAAUCGAAGCAUUUUGAUAUGUAUGACUGUGUGUUUUUUAAUUUCUUUGUAUCGUUUUAUUUUGCUGCUUUUAAAUAAAUCAUGACACGACUGCAGUUCUCUCUUGGACUUUUUAUACAUAAACAGUGCUGAAAUUAUACAGAAUGGUCAUAUGCAUUUCCAUUACUUUUUGCACAUUGACAUUUCCUGUGCUAGUCCGAAUAAUUUCUACACAGCAUGACUAAACUGUAACCUUUAUUUAAAUAUUAUUUUGUGGUGGUGAUUUUCUUUUAUUUUUUUUUUCUGCGGGGAAACCGGAGUCAUUGGUUUGUAUUUCCUGGAGAAAUAAGUGAAUGCUGUUUUCUCCUUGGAAAGAUGUUGGACGACUACCACCAUGUGGCCAGAGAAGAUCUGUGCAGCUUCGUGCAACAGUUCAACGAGAAUUCUUAUUCUUAUUCUUAUUAUGUAAAUAUAUAUUUAUAUCAGGGCCUGCUUUGAUUAAUCAAUAAAACAAACAGUCUAAAAACACAAA
This is a messenger RNA of Oreochromis niloticus (Nile tilapia), 3511 nucleotides long. RefSeq names its product immediate early response gene 5-like protein. The coding region runs from base 2139 to 3017 and encodes 292 amino acids. The record is from RefSeq and is a predicted model, not a curated record. The transcript has a single exon. Lineage: Eukaryota; Metazoa; Chordata; Actinopteri; Cichliformes; Cichlidae.